AUGAUAAGUAAAUACAAAGAAAGACAAGCGGCGAAAGAAGUCGUUUUCCAAGAAAAACAACAAUGCUUAAAUGCGAUGUCGGAUUUUUUAGAUAAUCUGGAAGAUAAUCAAGGACUCGACGAAAUAAAAUCCGCUGUUGAAACAUUAAGGAAUUUGGAGAAGAAAUCUAUAAUAGAAAGUCAGCACAAGUUCUUGGAAGAAAUAUCUUCUCUAACUGAAGUUGGUAUCACAACACUAAAGAAAAUUAAAAAGGAAGGAUCUGUGAAUGAAGGAAUGUGGAACACUCCAGGAAAAAAGCGCCCUCACAAAAGUACAGUGUCAGAUUUAGACAGUUUCGAUAUUGACGCUAUAAGAAAUAAAAUAAAUGAAUUUUAUGUUGUAAGAAAGGAAGUCCCGACACUGCGGGCAUUGUUGGAAGAAUUACGUUCUAGCAUUGGCUUUAGUGGAUGCAGAGAAACUCUACGUAAAAUAUUAAUAGACAAUGGAUAUGAGUUCAAGAAAAAUAAAAAUGAACGAGCAGUUCUCGUUGAACGUUAUGAUAUUGCCGCGUGGAGACAUCGGUAUCUACGAGAAAUUAGUGCUAAACGAAUGGAGGGAAAACCCAUCAUCUAUUUAGAUGAGACAUAUAUUCACAAGAAUUACAAGCCUAAAAUGUCAUGGCAAGGUCCAUCAACAAGUGGUGCCCCGCAACCAAGCCCACUGGAACAUAUCUCUCCUGGCAAAAGAUAUAUUAUAGUACAUGCUGGCUCUGAAGCAGGAUUUGUACCAAAUGCACUGUUAGUUUUUAGUACAAAAUCAAGGUUAGCGGAUUAUCAUCAUGAUAUGAAUGCUGAAAACUUCAAUAAAUGGCUAAAAGAAAAAUUAAUACCGAAUCUGCACGAGCCCAGUGUCAUUGUCAUGGAUAAUGCGAGCUACCAUACAGUACAACAGAAUAAAUUGCCUACAACUCAAACAAGAAAAGCAGAAAUACAAGAGUGGCUCAAUUCCAACGGAAUUAUUUAUGAAGAUUGCCUAUCAAAAGCUGAAUUGCUAUGUUUAGUACAAAAACACAAACCUGAUCCUCUGUACGUAGCUGAUGAGCUUUUGAAACAACACGGCCAUGAGGUAUUAAGGCUUCCACCAUACCACUGCGAUCUCAACCCGAUCGAGCUGAUAUGGAGCUCGGCUAAGCGUAUGGUGGCAAAAAAGAAUAUUAAUCUACCAGCAAAAGAAACUGAAGUACUAAUUAAAACCUCAUUUGGUCGGAUAACUUCAGAAGACUGGAAAAAAAUGACGGACCAUGUAAUACACGUAGAAAAUAAUUAUAAACAGAGGGAUAAAAUAACUGAAGAAGAAUUGGAAAAAUUUAUAAUUAAUGUAGGAGAUGAUGACUCCACUAAUACCUCAGAUGAAUCCUUGGAGGUUGAAUUUUUAGACUCUGAUUUUGAGUGGGAUGAAUAA
Messenger RNA from Ostrinia nubilalis (European corn borer), 1440 nucleotides. RefSeq lists its product as uncharacterized. The transcript is spliced from 3 exons. Gene Ontology annotation, molecular function: nucleic acid binding. The record is from RefSeq and is a predicted model, not a curated record. Lineage: Eukaryota; Metazoa; Arthropoda; Insecta; Lepidoptera; Crambidae. Bases 1 to 1440 code for a protein of 479 amino acids.